AUGUCUGGAGCACCUCCGAGAGAUACAAACGUUCAAUGCAAGGGCAAGGGUCUAGAACGCCUCAAUGCGUUAGUCAUCGGGGUUCCUCUUGAUGACCCCAGAGUUCGAGAGCCAACUACCUUGGAUAUGUGCACGAGCGGGAAACAGAAGAGAAAUACUUUUGCAUGUACAAACUGUCAUGCCCAAAAGGCUAAGUGUGUACCGUUAGAUCCCCGUGACAUAUAUGGCAAGGCUUGCGUUCGCUGCGCCAAGAGAAACAAAUUGUGCACGUUUGAUUUGUCGCGACGGACACGUCGUCGCAAGCAUGAGGGUGAAUUUGUAAAAUCAAGUGGCUCAUCCAAAAGCACUCCUGCUCCACAUGGUUUAGUGUCUUCGCCACACGGUUCACAUUCUCACGAGGCAACUUCACAAAUUUGGAUGAACACGACUGAAGUCAACAGGAACGGACUUACGACGGACUCAUCAUCUUCAUGGCUCUAUUUCGAGCUACAAGGUCUGCUGUCUUCUCAGCGAGAGAAGCUCGACAUACUCUUAACCCAAUUAACUACACUUAACAACAAAUGGAGCGAGAUAAUCAAAAGCAGUGAUGUUAUGUCACGAAAAGGCGAUCUUAUAGAACAGGGAAUUAUCACAUACCAUGAGGCCCAGUUUCGCUUAGACCUUUACCGGUCAGAGAUUUCAAAGAGGCAUCGAUUACCGUUUGUCAAAAUUCCGGAGAAUCAGACACUUGAUGAUCUCAAGACUCACGAGCCUAUACUGUUUGCUACAAUCAUGUGUGUCGUAUCCGCCAUGCUCAAUGAAGACCAAAGUACCGUCGAGAAAAAUAUUAGAAUUGACGACUACGCUCUAGCUCUUGUGUCGAACGCGCUUUUGCGGGUUGGUGAAACCUCUUUAGAGAUGCUCCGAUGCUUGCUAGUGAUGUGCUUUUGGUAUAACUUACCCGAGUCAUCCAAUAAGUCGCGAUUUCAUCUGUUCAACUACAUCUGCUGCUCUUUGGUUCGCGAGUUGUUACCGUCCGUGAGGCCGCGAUUCUUACCCACUUUAAAUGCAAGUGACAGAAGUGAUAGAGAACAAGAAAUGUAUCGCCAAUUUUUUUCGAAAAACCAGGAGUAUGCUCGGUUGGUGCUGUUGGCUUACAUGUCGGCGAUCAACAUAAACAUUUAUCUGAAACAGUCUAUUCAAAACAAAUGGGGGCCCAUGCAAGAAAUUGCUUACAACGCCCUUAUUGAGGCCGCAUCGACACAUUAUUUGGUUCAUGUGCAUGCCGCAGAUGAAAUCUUAAUAACGUUCGCGAAAUUGAAUCACGUACUGGAGAUAAUUCACAUCAAACUACAUGAAGCUGAAGAAGACGAGAACGAAAAUCGAAUCUUUGUUAUAUCCCCCAAAAAGGAGCAAAUUAUACACCGGCUUGAGGCAGAUCUAAAAGACGUUUUUAAAGGAAUACCCUCUGAAAGACAUCGCGCUCUGGCUUUCUAUUAUUCAGUGGAUGCUUACUUACAUGACUGGAUCUUUACCAGCUUGAUGCCAAAAUCAGUGGACAAAAUUAACCGAGAGGAAUCUUCUCCGAAGCUAAUUGCAGCUUUCAGACGCUUUUGGGAAUCUUGCAUGUCAGCCUUAUACGAGUUCAUGCAGCUUACCCCUGAUUUAAUUUCAUCGCUGCCUUUAUUUCAUAUUUCUAGAAUAAUAUACACAGUGGGAAUGCUUCUUGUGAGGCUUAGGUACAUCACUAUCACAGUGCCGGCUUUUUCAGCCCUCAAGCACAGCACAAGCAAAUCGUUAAGUCUAGUCCAGCAGGUAUCAGAAUUACUCGACCGAAGUGCGCAACUAUAUCCUUUCAACAAUUUUCUCACCAAGAUGAGAUACGUCGUGGCACUGUUCAUUCAAAUGUAUGCAAACAAAUUAAUGUCAUUCGUUGACAAAAACCAGCAAGCAAACUUGAAAGAGACCAAUAAAAUUGUGAACACUCAAGUUCCUGACGUGCAGUUUCAAAACUCCGUCAAUGUUUUACUAAAUCCUUCGCCUCCUCCCAAAUCAGUUGCAAUGAACAACCCACUUCAACCUCAAGAGCAAGAAUUGGAUGAUUUAGCGGGAUACCUGGCAGAUUGGGAUUCCCUUGAAUUGGGAUUUAAUACCUUAAACGACGAGUUUUGGGCAGACGUUUUUCUUUCGAAUGCAUGA
Lachancea mirantina is the source of this 2178-nucleotide messenger RNA. The record is from the annotation of a GenBank genome assembly. Lineage: Eukaryota; Fungi; Ascomycota; Saccharomycetes; Saccharomycetales; Saccharomycetaceae.